This is a messenger RNA of Osmia bicornis bicornis, 1096 nucleotides long. Its product is annotated as thymidylate kinase. Gene Ontology annotation, molecular function: dTMP kinase activity; ATP binding. The transcript is spliced from 3 exons. Gene Ontology annotation, biological process: dTDP biosynthetic process; dTTP biosynthetic process; dUDP biosynthetic process. Bases 6 to 644 code for a protein of 212 amino acids. Gene Ontology annotation, cellular component: cytosol; mitochondrion; nucleus. Lineage: Eukaryota; Metazoa; Arthropoda; Insecta; Hymenoptera; Megachilidae. The record is from RefSeq and is a predicted model, not a curated record.
AUAAAAUGUCGGUAGCACGUGGUGCUUUAAUAGUUUUCGAAGGAUGCGACAGAGCAGGAAAAUCUACUCAAGUAAAAAUGUUAAUAGAAGCUUUGAAGAAGCGAAGCAUUCCUACAGAAGCGCGAGCUUUUCCAGAUAGAACCACUCCUAUUGGAACAUUGAUAAAUAAUUUCUUAACUAAGAAACAAGAAUUUUCUCCUGAAACAGUACAUUUGUUAUUUUGUGCAAACAGAUGGGAAUGUAAAGAAGAUAUUUUAAAUAGCUUAUACAGUGGUACUACUGUUGUCAUUGAUAGAUAUGCAGCUUCAGGUGCUGCUUAUACAUCAGCCGUAAGUGGCAGAUGUUUAAAUUUUUGUAAAACACCUGAUAAAGGAUUACCUUCUCCAGAUCUUGUUAUACUACUUAAGAUUUCAGAAGAAUCUCAAUCUACACGUAGUAACUGGGGUAGUGAACGUUAUGAAUAUAGCAAGCUUCAACAGAGUGUUGCUAUAAACUAUGAAAAACUGAUCGAGCAAUCAUGGAGUGUUAUAGAUGCUAAUCAAGAAAAAUUAACAAUACAUUCUCAAGUACUGCAACAGGUACUAGAUACUAUAGAAAAAGUUAAAAGUUUACCCAUAGAAAAGUUAUAUACAUCACAAAAUUGAAAAUAUUUAACUGUGUGUAAUAUAGUUCACAAUUUCUACAUUAUAUUUCGAAUUCUUUUUAGAAUCUCAGAUUUACUAUAUUCAGUUUAAAAAUCAACUACUUAAAGUAAUGAAAAUCUUAAACUAUCUUGUUUCCAUAUCAAAUGCAUUUGUACUGCUCAGAGAUAUCAAACUAUGUUUCUAUCUUAAAGGAAAAUGUAUUUUCUUUGAGGAAAUGUACAUUUUUCGUGAAUGUUAAUGCUCAGAAGCAAAAGUAUGAUCUAUCUACUGAAUCAGAAAGUGCACUUUACGCGGUCGUGUUCACGCAUACAAGAAUACGUAUCAUGAUGUAAAAUCAUAGAAAUGAAAUAUGCACGCGACGUUUUAUAUUAUGUGCUUUUAUUCUUCUAUACUUAGAAUUUAAUAUACCAUUGUAUCCUGCUACAAGCAAUAAUACAUACUUUAUUACAGUA